UUAUAUUAAGCUUUGCAUGCAAGAAGUGGUGUAGUAGAGCAGAGAGAAGAGGCUCUCUUCUUCUUCCUCCUCCUCCCACUCUUCCUUCUUUCUCUGGACCACAGGCUUAAUAGUAGUAGACCCAUCCCUUCUUGGUUUUCUGCAAACACGCAAACUCUAAUAAGCCUAUGUUUCUCUCUCUCCAUAGCACUUUACUCCUCUGUGUGUGUGUUUGUGUGAAGAAGAGGGUGGUGUAUUAUAUUGGAGGCCAUUAACUUGUCUUCAGCAAGAAGAUCUGUGAGGAGGCCUCCUGUGCUUGUGUUGGUAGGGGGUGCCGCUCUUGAGGUGGUCAGGGAUGAGUAAGGAGGAAGUCCUCAAGAUUCAGACUUGUGUUCUGAAAGUGAACAUCCACUGUGAUGGGUGCCAGAAGAAGGUCAAGAAGAUCCUCCACAAGAUUGAAGGCGUGUACCAGAGCAGCAUAGAUGCUGAGCAGGGGAAGGUGACGGUGUCCGGCCUGGUGGAUCCGGCCACCAUUAUCAAGAAGCUAAACAAGGCCGGCAAGCCGGCGGAGCUGUGGGGUUCCAAGGUCGGGGUGGCGGCGGUGAACAGCCAGUUUCAAAAGCUUCACCUUGACGGCGGUGGCAAGGGCGGGCAGCCCAAGGAUGGUGGUGGCAAGGGGCAGCCCAAGGACGCCGGCGGCAAGGGACAGAAGGGCGGCGGCGGCGGCGGUGGCAACAACGGUGGAGGCGGCAGCAAAGACGUGAAGAUGAUGCUGCCGCCGCAGAUGCCGCAGCCGACGCCGCAGCAGCUUCAGCAGCUGCAGCAACAGCUGCAGAUGAAGGGGCUGAAGCUGCCGCAGUUCAUGGACGGCAAGAUGCCGUUCGCGGCGGCCGCGCCGAUCAAGGACCCCAAGUCCGUCAAGUUCAGCCUUCCUCCCGAGGAUGACUUCGGGGAUGACGGCAGCGAGUUCGACGACGAGUUCGACGAGUUCGAUGAUGACGAAGACUUUGACGACGACGGUCUCGACGACGACUACUACGACGAUCCCAAGAUGAUGAAGCAGAUGGCCAUGCCGCCACCAAACGCCGGCGGUGGGGGCGACAAGAAGGGUGGCAACAAUGGAGGCGGCAAGAAGGGCGGCGGCGGAAACGAGAUCCCCGUGCAGAUCAAGGGGAACGCCAACAACGGCGGCGGCGGCAAGAAGGAUGCGGGUGGCAAGCACAACCAAGGUGGCGGAGGCGGCAACGGCCAAGGCGGCGGCAAGAACGGCGGCGGAGGGCAGCCGAACAACGCCAAGGGGGGUGGUGGCGCCCCGAACGGCGGCAACCAUCCUGCCCAGGGGAAGAAGGGCGGCGGCGGCCCCGCCGUCGGUGUCGGUGGCCCGAUGGGCGGCAUGCCGGCGCAGCAGCAGGCCAUGAUGAGGCCUGGCAUGAUGGCGGGUGGUGCCGGUUUCCCCGGAAUGGGCCAGAUGGGCGGCGGGCCCAUGACCAUGCCGAUGGGCCACCACCCCCACAUGGGGAUGGGGGGCGUGCAGGGCGGCGGCCCCGGCGCCGUGCAGGGAAUGGCUCCGGCGGCGUUCUACCAGGGCGGCGGCGGCGGCGGAGGCGGAGGAAUGCCGUCCGCGACGGCGGAGAUGCUGCAAGCCGCCGCGGCGGCCGGCAACCCCAUGGCCCAGCAGCAGUACAUGGCCAUGAUGCAGCAGCAACAGCAGCACCAGAUGAUGAUGAACGGCCACCACCACGGGCACGCCGGUGGUGCUCCGGCGGGGUACCCGGCGAUGGGAUACGGGUACGGCCGGCCGCCGAUGCCGUACACGAUGUCCUACCCAAUGCAGCCGCAUCCGCAUGCCGACCCCUACAACUACUUCAGUGACGAGAACCCCAACAGCUGCUCGGUGAUGUGAGCCUGCACAGUGGCCAUGGUUGCUUUCUUCCUCAUACUGCUGCUGCUGCUCACGGAGGAAGAAACCAUCAGGUCACAGGUGAUCGUCAUCAUGGUUGAGAUGCUCUGGAUCAGUCAACCAAACCAGUAUACACCAUGGGAAAUGAGUCCCAUCUAGAUCGCUCCCCUCUUUUUUUUUUCACUUUCUUCUUCUUUUUUCUUAGCUCGUUUUCACCUUUCUUUUAAAGGAGAACUCAACUUCCUUGAAGGCGAAGGUAGGUAUAGUAAUUAUCUAUAGUUUUUCAUAAGAGAUGAUGAUGGUGCUUUUAUAGUCCAAGAAGGAAGGUGGUGAUGGUGGUGGAGGUUUCCUUCUUGAUCCAUAAUGUUGGUGAAAUGGUGAUGCAUGGUAGAUGAACAAUGUGCAAAAACAAAUGUGUUGCCAA
Oryza brachyantha (malo sina) is the source of this 2303-nucleotide messenger RNA. Its product is annotated as heavy metal-associated isoprenylated plant protein 33. The transcript has 4 exons. Gene Ontology annotation, molecular function: metal ion binding. Bases 335 to 1882 code for a protein of 515 amino acids. The record is from RefSeq and is a predicted model, not a curated record. NCBI's taxonomy places the organism in Eukaryota, Viridiplantae, Streptophyta, Magnoliopsida, Poales, Poaceae.